Molecule: messenger RNA, 3594 nt
Organism: Haliotis rubra (blacklip abalone)
Lineage: Eukaryota; Metazoa; Mollusca; Gastropoda; Lepetellida; Haliotidae
Exons: 6
Coding region: 164-2911 (915 amino acids)
Molecular function (GO): protein binding
Source: RefSeq, a predicted model, not a curated record
GCAACAGCGAUCGCGUCACGUGAUACACCUGACAAUCACAACAGGUGAUUUACCCACUGAGAAUUAUGCCAAUUGUGGAUUUAUCCUGUCCUGUAGCAGAGUGACAAUCGAAUGGAACAAUUUCCUACGUCUGACAGAUAUCAGUCUACACCGUACUCAGGAUAUGGCGGAGAAAGGAACGUCAGUCCACGUCACUGGGAACCAAGGAACUGCCCACAGUGUGUAUGCCAUCGGAAUCCACCAAGGGACACUAAACGUAAACAAUUGCGUGGAUGAAGAAAGGAUCCGUCACUUAAAAGAACAAACAAGGAAAGAUAUUACUAUCUGGAACAGAGGAAUGGUCAGAGUGUCUGCCAUUGAAACCGUCAUAGAGAAGCUUCAAACAAGGCACCGAUGGGUAACUGUUACCGGAAAUGCUGGUGACGGCAAGACAACUCUUGGUUACAUGACGCUGAAGAGUCUGCAGGAUGGCGGGAAGGAAGUGUUCAAGAUUAAUACUCCCGACGACUACUUCGUUGUCUUAAGGAAGACUCCUGACAGUGUUGUUUUCAUUAACGAUGUUUUGGGAGUUUUCGAUUUUGACCAAAGAGCUUUUAGCACUUGGCUUCCUGUGUUUCAAAUCAUUUUAGACCGACAUAACAAGGUAGCUGACGGCGGAAGUUGUCCACGCAUAAUAUUUGUGAGCAGGCUCCAUGUUUUGGAAGCUGCUAGGAAUCAAUUGGGAAAAUAUGGAGAUGUCAUUUUGGAAGAGGAUGCAAUAGUCAAUCCCGAUAAGCUGAAUACAGACAGGGAGAAACUUGACAUCUUAAACUUUCAUCUUUCCAAACAUAAUAUAAGUGACAUUCCGGAAAGUACUAAGAUGCAAAUAUACAGUCAGUGUCCUCAUGGAUUUCCUCAUUGCUGUGAGAUGUAUGUUGAACUGAGAGCUAGUGGACAUGAAAUUGAUAUUGUCAAUUUCUUCGCUUCACCUCUCAAAUUUCUCAAUUACACAACACGUGUUUUGAUUGAUAAACAGGAAUGUUACGAUCAUUUUAAAAUACUUCUGAAAUCAGAUGGCCAACUGGAUAUCUCCAGUAUUUCAGAUGCAACCUUACGAACAGACAUGCAAAACACAGUUUCUCGUUUAUUGGGAAGUUAUCUUAAAAUGAGUGGAAAUGGUGUUGCAUUCUCCCACCCAUCCAUCUAUGAGAGUGUGGCAGUAGCAGUUGGAAACAAAGACCCUCUCUUUGCUGCACAAGAGUUUCCUAUUUCAGUCAUCAUGCAAAAGUGUAAGGUACAUGUGCCACAAGAAGGAGAAAUUGAGAUGUGCAUCUUCUUCAAAGAAUCAUCCUCAGCCAUGGACGCACUUGUUCAGAGGCUGGCUGCAGAAAUACGUCAGGGGAACUAUACCGUGAUACAACAUGAGCUCUGCUGGGAAAGGAAGCUCUGUGAGCAGAUGAUAAACACAAGUGUCUCUAACACAAUGUUUCCUUUUGGUCAGGCAUGGAAUCGUGUCAGUAUCAAUCGGAGAGACAGUACAGGGAGAACCCUGCUGCAUGCAGCUGUUAGAUGUCGCAACUGUAUUGCUGCUAAGAUCCUGCUGGAAAAUGGGGCAAAUGCGAACAUUUCUCCAAAGCAACACGUUUCACCUAGAGGUAUCUUUGGCUGUGUACUCAGAAGCAUCGCCGAUAAAGACCCAUAUGCGCUCUUCAGGUUCCUGACUUCUGGAGAGACUGUACUUCAUGCUGCAUGCAUGAAUCAAGAUGUAGACGUUGAUCUACUUCGUCUGUUGAUUGAUCAUGGUGCAGACGUCAGUAAUGCUAAUGAGGAUGGAGAGACGGCCUUGCACUUCCUGUGUCAGAGAGAAAACGAAGAUGAGGGGGUUUAUCUAGGUGGAUGGAGAGGGGUUAACAAAACUCUGUCAAAUAUCACCAAAAGAGCCUUCAAUAGUGGACUAAGCGACACAGAGACGAAAAUUGAUACAAGGUUCUCCAGGAUAGACAGUUUGGAGACACUGGUGGACUAUUUGUGUGAAAUAAACGGUAUAGAUAAAGCUGAACAGUGUUCUUUUCAGGAAAGGCAACAGGGAGGAGCUGAAAGUAUCCUGGCCUGUUUAGUCCGAAGCAUCUUCAAGCAAGACCCAGAUGCUCUUGCCAGAACCCAAGCAUAUGGACAUACUGUAUUUCAUGCAGCAUGCAUGAAUCUUGAUGAAGACGUUAAUCUUCUACAUCUGCUGAUUGAUCAUGGCACAGACAGGAAAGAAGGCAAAGAUGACUUUGCUUUACUGGGUGGAUGGACUUUCAAUACAACGUCAAAUAGCUUUUCAAGGCCCCCCAGUCGUGAACAAAGGUACACAGAGACAAAAAAUGAUACACGGUUUUCCAGGGCCGUUAGUUGGGAGGCAUUGUUGUACCAAGACCUCAUGGAUGCACGUCAUAAAAGACUGAAUGUAGAAUAUUAUGUCUACCAGGCAGACAGUUAUGAGACACUGGUGGACUAUCUGUGUGAAAAGAAUGGUAUAGAUAAAGAGGAACUAGAAGGUACACGACGUUCUUUCGAGGAAGGACAACAGGGGACAGAGACGGAAGAAAUGAAGGCUAUCACACUGCUGAUCCAAAAAGGGCUGGAUGUUAACAAAGCCGAUAUGUUUGGGCAGACAGCCCUUCACUUAUUGUGUCAGAGAUCUCGUGUAGAUGUCAGAAUAGUUCAUCUGUUGCUCCAAAAUGGCGCUGGUGCCAACACAGCUGACAAAGAAGGAAACACUCCUGUGCACUAUAUCUGUCAGCGGAAGGCAGCAGAUAUCAGUACGUUGUAUCUUCUGACAGAAAGCAGUGUCGAUGGAACGGUGCACGAUAAAUACGGACGUACUGCCUUACAUUAUUUGUGUGAGAGACAGAGAGUCAGACUUGCCAAGAAACCUGAUCUCACGUGACAAUGUUGCACAAGAUAACAAGGGAUGUGUGUUGCAUAAUCUGCGCAUGACGUAUCUCGUGGAGCUGCUGGUGAUCGUGUUUCAGGCAUAUUUGCCUCUUUAUUACAACUUUUGCUUAUUUCCAUAUUUUUCGAUAAAUAACACACUCAUCCCCACCUGAAUAUUAGACAACUGAUCAAAAUGCUUUUUCCAAUACUGAAAUAUAUGUUAUUGAACAAAUGCUCUGUUAUCGUAUCGCAUGGUAACAAUCACUGGAUUUGUACAACAUCGUACAGCUAUAAUACUGCUCAAACAAAUAUAUAGUCAUGAUAUUGUGACAAUUGUACAAUCGUUUCUGCUUUUAGCAGAGAUUUCUUAUGGAUGUGGAAAGGGUUUUGGCACUUCUAUUUAUAAGAAGAUGGGAUAGUAGUUUGAGUGAGUAUGGCUGCAGUUUACGCGGUUUUAUCUAUCAGAAAUACGAAACCCACGAUAUAUCUUCCGCCGACAGCUUGUGGUGCAGGUGCUUUAAUAUGUUUAUUACUUUUUGUGAAACCUGAUGUCAAUUUAUAUUUUUCAAGCAUUCUCAGCCACCCGCCAUAGUCGACCACCACUUCAACAGGAAUAUAUAGCAGGUGUUCCAAGCACAUUUUUCAACAGUACGUCUUAAUAUAUAAUACUCAAUAAAGGUUUUCGUAUCAACCAUC